AUGAAGAAGAUGCAUCCAGUAGUGAGAAAGCUCUUGUUCUCCGAGGAAGGGUCAAACUCGGACAAUAAUCAACAACCUGAUGAUGCAAUUGAGGUGUUCUCACCUCCCCAUGAAACUGACCCAAAAUAUACACUCGGUGAAAAGUUGGGUGAAGGGACAUUUGGGGAAACAUAUAUAUGUACCCACACACUUACCGGUGAUGUUUUUGCCUGUAAGACAGUAAACAAGUGUCUCACUAAAGCAUAUGAUGCUAACGUGAAAAGAGAGAUAACGAUAAUGAAAAAGUUCUCACACCGAAACAUCAUGACAUUAAAUGAUGCGUAUCAAGACGAUGACACAUUCUAUAUCGUUAUGGAACUAUGUUCUUGCGGGACGCUUGGUGAUCAUAUGAAACUUAAGGGGCGUUACACCGAAACGGAGGCUGCUAACAUUAUCCGCCAAGUUGUUGAAGCCCUCAAGUGGUAA
Helianthus annuus (common sunflower) is the source of this 465-nucleotide messenger RNA. RefSeq names its product calcium-dependent protein kinase 14-like. NCBI's taxonomy places the organism in Eukaryota, Viridiplantae, Streptophyta, Magnoliopsida, Asterales, Asteraceae. Gene Ontology annotation, cellular component: cytoplasm; nucleus. Bases 1 to 465 code for a protein of 154 amino acids. The transcript is spliced from 3 exons. Gene Ontology annotation, molecular function: ATP binding; calcium-dependent protein serine/threonine kinase activity; calmodulin binding. Gene Ontology annotation, biological process: intracellular signal transduction; protein autophosphorylation; peptidyl-serine phosphorylation. The record is from RefSeq and is a predicted model, not a curated record.